ACCGUUGAUUCCUCGCUUGAGAAGAUGGCAAUUUGGAACGUAAAGACGUUCAACCGGCCGUUAUGAACAUUAAAGCUGUUGUUUCGACUGUCUCGGAAUUCCGGUAGGCCCCGUUCGUUGUCCGCUGCCCGUAAAACACUCACUCACUGAACUGAGCCUUGAUCGCUUUAGUCCAAAUUGGUGAGGGUCUUCGUUGUUCCGGCUUUGUCCCUCCUCCGUACCGAGACUUCUCAAGUGCGUGUUCCAUCGUCGGCCCAACCCCCAGCUGGCGCUUGUAGUUGUGCCUCGCCCAUGAUUCAUGGUCCACCGCCAAGCGCGUCCCUCCGAUUGUAAAAGCCUCAGGCCUGAAAGUCUUCUCAGGCUUUGUAGAGCAAUCACAGUGCAGAAUUGUUGUAGUUCACUCCACCCGAUUUCCUCCGAAGGCUAGACAGGCCGUGUAGAGGUUGAUUCUUUGGGCUGAUUCGCACCCGUGAUAUCAUCCCUAAUCCCAUCAUUUUUCAGCGCUCUCAUGCUCUUCAACAGCCCUCUUUUUUUGUCUCAUCUGGGUGAUAUUUCACUUUGGUGUAGUUGUUGAUCGAACCGCAAUUCUCACCCGGUUUACUUGUAAGAAUAUAUCGUUCGGAUUGUUCGUUGUUGCUCUUUCUCUCAAGCGUUGCCCCGGCUGACAUCCUCACACCCCCUGGUGAUAUCCACCCGUGUGGGCCCACCUAUCCUCACUUUCUUCCCGGCUCCAGACGCUUUCUCUCUUCCCUUUUCCUUUUCCCACUACCGCCCUGUCUUGUGCUGAGCUCCGUAUCUCUUUUCUUUAAACCUCCCAUCAGCCUCUCCCUCCCUCUUUCAACCAUCAACCAUCUCCCCUCACAAAUCAAUCACAAUGGCCUCUUCUCGUGUCUUUGCCUCUCGCCUGGCCUCCCAGAUGGCCGUCAAGGCCGCUCGCCCUGCUGUCCGCGCCAACGUCGCUGCUGCCAGCAAGCGAACCAUCUCUGGCGUCAGCCCCCUCCAGGCCAUGAAGCGUCAGACUCUUCUCCAGGCCACCACCCGCAACGCCUUCCAGGUCCAGCGCCGUGCCUACUCCUCCGAGAUCGCCCAGGCCAUGGUUGAGGUCUCCAAGAACUUGGGUAUGGGUGCCGCCGCCAUCGGUCUUACCGGUGCCGGUAUUGGUAUCGGUCUUGUCUUCGCCGCUCUCCUCAACGGUGUUGCCCGCAACCCUGCCCUCCGUGGUCAGCUCUUCUCUUACGCCAUUCUGGGUUUCGCUUUCGUCGAGGCCAUCGGUCUUUUCGAUCUGAUGGUUGCCCUCAUGGCCAAGUUCACUUAAGUUAUUACCCAACCCAUUGGGUAGACUCGUGCCGAAUGAUCGAGUCAACGACACGGAGGAGGCUGCUGAGCGUUGUGCAUUAAACUGUGUCUUGAAAAAUUCGACACGGGUGCACCUGACGCCAGCUUGCACGAUAGAGGGGAGGUUGUCUUGUAAUAGACGGGAUAGAGAACUGGGAUGGACAUUGAUCAUAGACACUUGCUAUGAUUAGAGUUGGGGAAAUUCUGCAUAAUUCCUCCCAGGGAUCGACUUGUAAAAUAAAAAGCCUCAUUCAUCCCGCUUUCUCCAAUGCAUUAGGAUAUUUCCUUUUUUCAUCACUCAAUGAAUUGCCUUGUUAAG
This is a messenger RNA of Fusarium graminearum PH-1, 1654 nucleotides long. RefSeq lists its product as uncharacterized. Bases 875 to 1315 code for a protein of 146 amino acids. The transcript has 3 exons. Gene Ontology annotation, molecular function: proton transmembrane transporter activity. The record is from RefSeq and is a predicted model, not a curated record. Lineage: Eukaryota; Fungi; Ascomycota; Sordariomycetes; Hypocreales; Nectriaceae. Gene Ontology annotation, biological process: proton motive force-driven ATP synthesis; proton transmembrane transport.